AUGGCCUUCGCCCGCCUGUCGUGGCAUGCAGAAACGACGACGAUGCACCUGGACGACGAUCGACGCCUUGCCGAGCUCGUGCAGGCGCGGUCGAUGGCCGACGACGCCGUCGCCCGCACAGCCGACCGCGCGUCCGCCUUCACCAACAGCUCGGCGCGUCGGCGGGCGGCCACAUCCAACGUGGUUGCUGCGACCAUGACGAACGUCCCCUCCGAGGCCACCGCCGCCGACGUCGCCGCCUUUUGCCGGCAGCACGCCAACAUCCUAAGCUUCCUCUCCGUGUCCAUGGCGCCUCAUCACCCCGGCCGACCCGGACGCUCAACGAUCCACGUCGCCUCGCACCACGAGCAUGCGCGCCUGCUCCGCCUCGACGGGGUCCGAUGGCAGCGACAGACGCUUUCCGUGCGCGCGGCGAAUCCUAUCUCGUGGUCGCUCUGCGCCGACGUGGUGAGCCAAGUGUUUUCUUGUUCGUGUCUGCAUGUCCUCUCGACGGCACAGAGCGCCCAGCCCACGUACUCGGUGCUUGAUGGUGUGACCUUGACGUGCUCGGCGACCGAAGCGACGGCGUUUGGCGUCGCGUUCAACGCCGACGGGCAUCGAUACCGCAUCUGCUUCAAAGUCACGAGCGUCGCCCGGUGCCGUGUCAGCAGCAACCGAAGUGGACAAGUCGUCGUCCGCUGGACGCUGCGCGUCCCACCGUUCUGCUACGUCGGUGUCUCGCCGAGUGCCAACGACCGCAGUUGGCCGAUUGCCGAUGCCGUGCAAAAGUGGCAGCGCGCCGACGAUCCGUCGUUCAAUGGCGCCUUUGGCGCGUGUCGCUGCUACCAUCUCGUGCUCGACGACAGUCAACUCGACCAUGUCCUUGCCGUGCUGCGCAGCUUUGGCGUCGCCGAGGUCGUGCGCGACAACGCAGCACCCACGUACGCCAUGCCACAUUCGCCGCGUCGCACGGACUGGGCCCACGGCUACGCGUCGUACUUCGAUAGCUUUUCGUUUCUAUUGCGGUAUGCCGUCCACGUCCUGCUGUCGCAAGACAUACUUCUUCUCUCAGACGCGCACGACGCCGAGUGCGUUGCUGCGGUCCUCGCGGCGUCCGGUGCGUCGGCGCAGCAUGUGCUUGGCUUUCUCCAGUCGCCGACACGCGGCCCACCGGAUGCACCACUGGCGCUCCAGUCGUUUCUCGACUACCUCGAUGCGACGCCGGCGCCCGAGAAUGCCAACGCACUCAGCGACCAAACGGCGUAUGGCGCCGAGAUGGCCCUCGCCACAGUACCAGAAGUGCGCCGGGUGCUCGUGACGCCAUUGCGCAUCAUCGCCGAAGCCCCGCAAGUCGACGUGUCCAACCGCAUCUUGCGCCAGUACGCUCAACAUAUCGACCGGUUCCUCCGUGUCAGCUUUGUCGACGAGAAUUUCGGACCGCUCUACAGUGCCAAGAGUCCUCGGGUCCUCGACCGCGUUGCGUCAGUUCUGCAUGACGGUCUUGUCGUCGCCGGCGAAACGUACGUCUUUCUUGGGUACUCGAACUCGCAACUGCGCGUGCACAGCUGCUGGUUUUACCGGAACCCGCCACGGGGGUCGACGCUUGUGCCAUCGGCGACGUCGAUCUACCUCUCGCUCGGUGAUGUGCAUGCGAUUCCAUCGGGCAGCAAGCGCGGCGCCCGGCUUGGCCAAGCGUUUAGUACGACGACGUCGACGGUUGCCGUGUCGCCGUUCCGGUGCAGCGUGCGCGCCGACGUCAAGCGCAACGGCCACAUCUUCUCCGACGGCAUCGGUGUCAUCUCGUCAUCGCUCGCCGACGAUAUUGCGAUGAAAUUGCGUCUCAACUAUGUCCCGUCGGCCUACCAGAUCCGGUACGGCGGCUGGAAGGGCGUCGUCGCCGUUGACACGGCGCUGCCGUCGGCGACCACCGACAUGGCGCUGCGCGAUUCCAUGCGCAAGUUUGCCUCGGAGCACGAUGCUAUCGAGGUCUGCAGUGUGCCGCAAGUCUUGCCUGCGUACUUGAACCGGCAGCUCAUCACGCUCUUGACGACGCUCGGCGUUCGCGACGAUGCCAUUCUGGCGCUGGCCGACGAGAUGCUGCGCGACACGGCGGCACCGCUGGAUACGCUGGUCAAAGCCAUUCGGUUCGUCAAGGCAUAUGCGCCAAAGGCCCCGAUCCGACGUCUUCUCGAGGCCGGGAUCAGCAUCCACGACCCGCUCGUUGCCGACUGGCUGCAUCUGCUGCGGCAACAUUUGCUCCACAGCGCCCAGUUCAAAGCUCGGGUCCGUGUGCCAAAGGGCGUCGUGCUCAUGGGUGUCCUUGAUGAGACCAAUACGCUGCCCGAAGGCUGCAUCUUCUUUCAGUCCAGUGGCAUGUCGCGGUAUGCGAUCACACCACCGGCGUUUGGCACGCGCUGCGUCGUCGGCCGCAACCCGAGCCUUCACCCAGGUGAUCUUCGGGUGCUGACGUACACCAACGCCCCAGCCCUCCGCCAUCUCUUUGACGUAAUCGUCUUCUCGUCGCGCGGCCAGCGACCGCGGUCGGGGCCAAAGUACGAGUCCAAGACGGCGCUCGGCGAGCUCUAUCGUCGGUCGCGCGCUGUCUCGGUGCGUCCGCAACCGACUGACAACGGCGUCGACUGGAGUGUGGUCGUGCCGGGGUACGAGGCCCACGUGCAAGACGCGCGCCAUUGGUUUGUGCAGUACGCCCACGCGCUCUUCACGCUCUGUCAGCAGUUCGGGAUCCAGACCGAGGUCGAGCUCAUCUCGGGCUACAUCCAGAAACUCUCGCGCACGGUGGGUCGGGCCGAGCGACUGGACCCGGCCGACGACGCGGUCGAGCGCAUCCGAGUGGCCGUGCGGUUCGUGCAAGAGCACUAUGCGCGUGUGUUUUGGCGCGGCCUCGAGUCCAAGGCACCGAGUGAUCCGGCAGUGUUGCGCAAGGCGUCGGCGUGGUACUACGUGGCCAACACGUACGAUGAAGGCACGACAGCGUACCGCAGCUUUGCAUGGCUGGCGCUCGAGCCGCUGUGUGUGCUCUUAGACCAGCGCUAGCAUCGUACAGUCUCAUGUCUGUCGGAGGGAGACCAUUCCUUCAGUUUUGCAAUGACAAGUUGUUUGUUCAUCAUA
Molecule: messenger RNA, 3108 nt
Organism: Saprolegnia diclina VS20
Lineage: Eukaryota; Oomycota; Saprolegniomycetes; Saprolegniales; Saprolegniaceae
Exons: 2
Coding region: 1-3033 (1010 amino acids)
Biological process (GO): siRNA processing
Cellular component (GO): nuclear RNA-directed RNA polymerase complex
Molecular function (GO): RNA-directed RNA polymerase activity
Source: RefSeq, a predicted model, not a curated record